CGUGGAGGUGUCGUGGCGUUACCGCGGGCUGCCCAACGGUCGGAAACACGAAUUUCUUUAAGCGUCCACCCUCGGCCGGUGGCUGCAGCAAUUUCGUAUGUUGGCAUCUUCCCUCGUGAACCGUGUGUCUCUGGUCGCCGCGAUCGCGACAGCCAAGUGCAUCCCCUCUCCUUCAUGGCUGACCUGUGCCGCAGGCUGCCUUUGUUGCUGCUUGCCGUUGUUGUCUUUCAUAUCUGCAUCCUCGGUCGCGUCCCUGGGAGGAAACAGAGGCGGCGAACGACGAAGGCGACCGGGAAGAUGGAGAAGGUGCAGACGAAGAGGACGAUGUCCAUAGGGGCUGGCGGGUCGUCACGUCAGCAUUGCAACUCUGCGGAAGGCGGCAGGCACCCGUACGACCCGACGCUGUACAGCCACCUGCCGUCCCACGAAAUUCCAUUGCCUCCGAGUGAUGACGACAGCGACGAGCCCCGAUCAUCAACGGUUCCUCUGGGCAGCGGUUCAACGCAGGAUUGGAUGGGGAGCCAGCUGUAUAGACAGCCCUCGACGCCGACGUACACUGAUUUGCUGGAGGGGCGGACCCCGGUUGGUUAUGAUGGAGGGCUCGUAGAUCUCAACUUAGGUUUGAGGUCUGGGAUUGGCCAGGACGUCACGCACACUUUUCUCGUGAACCCGGGUUCUGGAGGCAACCACACAGCGCCUUCGGUGGGGCCGUGUGGCCUUCCUGACACCCGCGGGCGGGGUUCUGGUCAGUCGGGCGACGAACGUGGAGUCGAUCCACGAGGGCGGGCGGCUGUGGGCACAACAGGUGUUCACGCGUCGGGGACGAGGACAGGUGGAUCGACAACGGCAGGCGGCGCAGUCCACCAAGGACGGGAUGACGCUGACGGCUACGCUGCGGAGGUGGUGGGGCGAGAGGUUUGGGAUGAUUACCGGCGACAAUCGCGUCAAUCUACCACGUCCGCCAUAACGAGAGGGGUGGCGAAGGUCAAUGUAGGGGCGGACGACACACCCGGCGAUUGCGACGGUGCGGGUGGUGAAGAUUGCUCGGCAGGCGACGGGGGCAAUGACAAUGACGACGACGACGACGGGGAGAUGGAGAUUCGUCCGCUGGGGAAGAAACGGGGAGGGCCUAGGGCGACGAGCAAGUCCAGCGAGCCGCGCGCGGGGCGGAGAGGCAAGAAGACUGCGGGAGAUGCGUCGGCAGGCGACAGAGCGAAAAGCAGGGAUUUUUGGACCGUGGAACACAUGAUUGCUCUUGUUAGAGCUAAAAGAGACCAGGAUUUGCAUCUUGCUGGCCUCGGCCACAACAUGGGAAGGAUGAAGACGAAGACAUGGAAGUGGGCCGACAUCGAGAGCAGGUUGGUGCAGAUGGGGGUGACGACUAGAAAGGCCGACGACUGGGGGAAAAAAUGGGACAACCUGUACAUGCAGUUCAAAAUUGUGCACAAGUUCAUGGGAGAAUCGGGGAAGCCUGAUUUCUUCACACUAUCGCUGCGGAAGAGAAAGGAGUGGGGGUUCGAUUUUCGGAUGGACGAGCGUGUGUAUUCGGAGAUGAUGGCCAUGUACAGGGGCGAUCACACUUUACACCCCACGAAUCUGGUGGACACGGGUGCAGCGGGAGGUGUUCAAGUACUAGGCCGGCCUGGAGGUCGGAAGGAUUCAGGCGGUAGUGAUGGAUGCGGGGAUGGGCAAGAUGACGAUCAGGGAUCGAUCAGGGAUCGGCGCGGAAUUCAAGUUUCAGCAGCAGUGGUGUGGGCGGGUGCGGCAAAAGGAAGAAUACUUCCAGCCAGAAGAAGUGGUGAUGGUGGACGCGCAAGGUACUUCAGCGGCGCCGCGAUUGGGUUUCGGGCGGGAUGUGGUGACGAGGAACAGCUGUCCGCUAUCAAGCAGAGCAUUGCUGUUGGUGCUGCCGGGGCGUCGCUAAGGACCCCGAAGGCGGUAGGGGUUGUCAUAACGAAGGUGCACCUCCCGAGGCAACUUCCCGCCGCGACGGGGCAGGGCCAUCCACGUCAGGCACUUCCACUGCAACAGUUGGGGGCUUCAGGGGGGGGUAAAGCAGAGCCCGCGCAAAAGGGCGAUGCAACGGCGAUCGACACUCGGACGGCGGCGGCGGAUCAUAGUGGUAGAACCGGAGUCGCCGAAGGUGCGGGCGAGGAGAGGGUAGACGACGGCCGCCACGACGAGGGAAGAAGAGACGGAAAGCGGGAGGGCAACAACGACGACGACCGUCCACUUGGACCGGGGAAAACCUUGAGGGAGGCGGUUGGCGAGUGCGCGGACUACUUCAUCGCAAUCGCCAACGGAGACACGGGAGCUGAACCACCUGCGAUGCUCAUACUGCCGCUGAACGACAUGCCGCGCUUCAAGAUCGAGGACCCUGCGCAGCGUGAACCGGCUUUGCGCAGAGCGCGCAACGUCGAGAAACUGGUGCUGCGCGCCAUCCACGGAUGGAUCUUCAAAUCAUUGUCGCGGUCGGCUGGAUUUGCUCGUGCAGAGUCGUACAUCAGUGUCGACGUUGCCACCGACGUCGCACGAGCAGUUUGGCAGGGGCAGGAAUGGUCGAACGUCGUGUCCCCUGCACUCGUGUACCACACUCUGGCGCUGAAGAUGGACGUGCCUCUGUGGUUCGCGGGGGUGAAGAUUGUGGAUCGGCCCGAGGACGAUGACAUGGCGGCGUGGCGGGAGGCGACAAUUCUUCGCAUUGUGGAGUGCUGGACAAACGCACUGUGGUGUGGACAAUGGGCGAACGGCGGGCGCGUGAAAGAGGAGAGGUUCUCUUUGCUUGCGGACUGUCUUCGAGCGUUGUUGAGCGCGUGCAUGUGGAUCAUGCGCAUGGGUGGUCACGACGACCGUUCGCACUACGAGGCGUGCCUUUACUCGUCCAUGGUCGCCAAACCGACAAUGAUAGCGGCGGGGUCGUACAUCUUCAAUUGGCGGCAACACUUCGUCGACAGCUCGAACCUCGUCUUGGAUCGUAUAGGGAAGGCUCACCUCACACUGGGAGAAUACCCGCACUGCAUUCCGGAAUGGUGUGACUGCGGUUCGGUGUUCGGCCACAACGCGGCCCGGAAGAACGCGGCGGAAACCGCGAAACACGGAUGGAUUGGCAGCGGGCCUGCGGCGGAGGAAGUGGGAGACGAGGACGUUGACACGUGGGUGCGUCCGUGGCGCAGCGUCAGGGUGCGGAUCGUCGACUCGAGUGUCUAGUCUCUAGUGUCGUCAUGUAUAUGUCAGCUUGCAGUCGUCGUGGUGCAUGUGUAGUGAACGAUGCAUUCGUUUUUUUUUUAAUCAUUAUUAGGUGAUUGGAGCGCGCUCGAUACGCUUGCUCCGCCGC
This is a messenger RNA of Chara braunii, 3334 nucleotides long. The record is from the annotation of a GenBank genome assembly. NCBI's taxonomy places the organism in Eukaryota, Viridiplantae, Streptophyta, Charophyceae, Charales, Characeae.